Molecule: messenger RNA, 909 nt
Organism: Sciurus carolinensis (gray squirrel)
Lineage: Eukaryota; Metazoa; Chordata; Mammalia; Rodentia; Sciuridae
Gene: Spata4
Product: spermatogenesis associated 4
Exons: 6
Coding region: 1-909 (302 amino acids)
Biological process (GO): negative regulation of execution phase of apoptosis; regulation of cytoskeleton organization
Cellular component (GO): axoneme
Molecular function (GO): microtubule binding
Source: RefSeq, a predicted model, not a curated record
AUGGCUGCCGCCGGCCUGGAAGAAAAGUAUUUGACAAUGCCGGCGGCAGCCCUAGCCAAGUCGCUGUCACUUUUGCCACAGCCAGCAGCUCCCCACCGAGGGAGCCCCAAGAAGUGUCUGGUCUAUCCGCAUCCCCCGAGGAGCUCCCGCCUGUCUCCUUCCAUUCUGCGUUGGCUCCAGGGCCUGAAUCUCAGCUUCUUCCCCAGGAACAUCCUCAGAGAUUUUUCAAAUGGCUUCCUGAUUGCAGAAAUAUUAUGUAUAUAUUACCCCUGGGACCUUAAAUUAUCAUCGUUUGAAAAUGGAACCUCAUUAAAAGUCAAGUUGGAUAACUGGGCACAGAUAGAGAAGUUUCUGGCAAAAAAAAAUUUUAAAUUACCCAAAGAACUAAUCCACGGAACAAUCCAUUGUAAAUCUGGAGUACCUGAAAUAUUGAUACAAGAGGUUUACACUUUACUAACACAUCGACAAAUUAAAAGUAUUCAGGAGGACUUCGUGAAUUUCACAGACUAUGGUUACCAGAUGAAUUUACCCCUGGUUCCCAGGUCUACAGCUUCAAGGUCUAUUAAGGAUAACAUUAGGUUAUCAGAAUUAAAAAGCAAUCCCAACCUCCUCAACAAUGAACUUAAAGUAGAGUUCCUCUUCCUUUUACACAUGUUGCAAAGGAAAUUAAGCAGAAAAUUGAAUCCAACAUGGUUUGAUGUCAAACCAACAGUGGGAGAAAUUACUCUUGAUCAUCUUCCUUCCCGAGGCUCUGGACACAGAUACAAUUCAAAGAUUUCAAGGCAAAGAAUUGCUCCUUUACCAAAGGCAUGUAAUGGCAAUCCACAUAAAGACAUUCAUGUAAAGCAAGCUGAAAAAGAUGAUUCCUCUGUAAUGAAACCUAUCAAGAACAUGGAAAAGAAAACUUGA